This is a messenger RNA of Salvelinus namaycush (lake trout), 910 nucleotides long. RefSeq names its product homeobox D11a (gene hoxd11a). Gene Ontology annotation, cellular component: nucleus. The coding region runs from base 1 to 852 and encodes 283 amino acids. The record is from RefSeq and is a predicted model, not a curated record. The transcript is spliced from 2 exons. Lineage: Eukaryota; Metazoa; Chordata; Actinopteri; Salmoniformes; Salmonidae. Gene Ontology annotation, biological process: anatomical structure development; regulation of transcription by RNA polymerase II. Gene Ontology annotation, molecular function: RNA polymerase II cis-regulatory region sequence-specific DNA binding; DNA-binding transcription factor activity, RNA polymerase II-specific.
AUGGCGGAGUACGAUGAGCGUGGCAACUGUGCGUCAAAUAUGUAUUUACCGAGUUGUACAUAUUACGUUUCGGCGCCUGAUUUUUCUUCAGUCUCCUCGUUUUUACCCCAGACUACUUCGUGUCAAAUAAAUUUUCCUUAUUCUUCCAACAUAGCUCAAGUCCAACCUGUUCGAGAAGUGUCUUUCAGAGACUAUGGACUGGAUCACUCAAACAAAUGGCAUUACAGGGGCAAUUACGCUUCUUACUACUCAACGGACGAGAUAAUGCACCGAGACUUAAUCCAGUCGUCGAACAGGGCGGAAAUGAUAUUCAAAAAUGAUUCCUUGUACGGCCAUCACGGCGGUACGAGCUCGCCAUGCAAUUUCUUCACAAAUGUCGGCCGAAAUGGGGUUCUUCCACAAGGGUUCGAUCAGUUCUUAGAGACUGUUAACUCUGAGAAGCCCAACCCUGACGACUCAAAACAAAAGACACACUCCAGUCUCCCCGGAGAUGCUGCGUGUAAUAAACAGACUUCAGAUAGGCCUACAUCUGAGGAGUCUAAACGAGACCCAACUGAGGACAUGGACGAAGAUGAUUAUUCGAUAUCAAACUGCGCUGGGGACAAGAACAACGGCCCAAGUUCUUCAAAGUCCAGAAAAAAGAGAUGCCCCUACUCCAAAUACCAGAUCCGAGAACUUGAACGAGAAUUCUUUUUCAAUGUGUACAUAAACAAGGAGAAGCGGCUCCAGUUGUCAAGGAUGUUAAACCUGACAGAUCGACAAGUGAAGAUUUGGUUCCAGAACAGAAGAAUGAAAGAGAAAAAGCUCAACCGGGACCGGCUUCAGUAUUUCACUGGGAAUCCCUUAUUCUGAACCCUACGCAUUUGGAGUCAAUAGUUGCUAAAUGCUUCACAACAUAUUGAAUAAAGAG